GCAAUAUCCGGGUCCCGGUGGAAGUGCGUGAGCGCGGCUGCGCGUGAAGAGGGGCCGUGACCGCCAGAGACCGGCAGCGGCGGACGUGGCAGUAACCCGAGAGCCCGAGGCUGGGAGUCGGGCUGCAGCUUCCGUUUCAGGUAGGUGGAGUUUGGGGAUGAACUUACCCAAAUAAAGAUGAAUCAGCAAGAUCGCAUGGCAUCAUCUUAUGGACCACCUCAAUCUGGUUACCAAGGGUACCAACAGAUGGGCUAUAACAGUCCACAUAUGGCAGGUGUUCCACCUUCUCAAUAUGGACCAUACAAUGGGCCUGUCCAAGGCUACCAACAAGCUGCUCCAGCACAAGGUUGCCCUUCCUAUCAAAACUAUUCAGGUGUUUUCUCUAAGGGAUCUCCUAUACCUCUCACUGACUCUGCUUCUGUUGCACCUUCCUACUUAGGUCCUUUAAGGCCACCGUCAACAUCAGGAGCACCCCCAACUUCAUUACCUCCUCCUACGACUGCACAACAGCCUGUUUAUAACCAGUAUGGGCAGGGAGAUAUACAUAAUGGGCCUGCAGUGCCUAAUCAGAUGCAAAGGCCUCCAUUAUCUCAGCCGUACAUGCCAGCUACUGUACCUCCUCAGCCUGGUAGUCAGCCUGCAUCAUACCAACCUUAUGCAAUACCUUUCAGUAACGCUCAGCAAUUAUCAAAUCAGAUGGCAGGAAUGCAGAUCAGUGGUCCUGCUUCUAGACCACCACCUCCUGUAGGUCAAAUAUAUGGCCCACCGACGUCCCAUCCUCAAACUACAGGAAAUUUGCAACCUACAGGAGUGCCAGCAUACACACAAUAUUCUAAUCCAAUGCAGAGUAUUCCUACAAAUGUAUUGCAGGGCAUUGGUCCUCCUCAGCAUCCUUUUCCUGGACAACCUGCCCAACAUCUUGCUGCUCCCCCAGGAUCUACUCUUACUUCUCCUCCUACAUCUUCUGGUCCGACUAGCGGGAAUCUUCCUCCCCCACCUGGAGCACAAAGAUCCCAAGUCAUGCAUGGACCACCACAAGGACAGCCCCCUCCUACAGGAUUUGUUCCAACCCAGCAUAACCACAUAUCACCUACUGUUACUCCAGCUGGAAUGCCUGGGGUAAUGCCUGGCCCACCAAUGCAAGGGUUUCAAGUACAUCCAACUCAGCCUGCUCCGGGAUUUGUACCUCAACAGAAUGGUUCUUUUGGACAAAUGAGGGGGCCACAGCCAAACUAUGCUGCACCUUACACUGGAACAGCUACGUACAAUAGUCAGCCUCAACCACAGCAAAAACGCCUGGACCCAGACAGCAUUCCAAGUCCUCAACUUAAUGAACUGCCACCUCAACAGAAAACAAGACAUAGAAUAGACCCUGAUGCAAUUCCUAGUCCAAUCCAGGUGAUUGAAGAUGAUAAAGCAAAUCGAGGAUCUGAACCAUUUACUACUGGUGUAAGAGGACAAGUUCCGCCACUUGUUACCACUGACUUUGUAGUGAAAGAUCAAGGGAACGCAAGUCCACGAUUUGUUCGAUGUACAGCUUAUAAUAUCCCUUGCACCUCAGAUAUGGCCAAACAGUCCCAAGUUCCUCUCACUACUAUUUUUAAACCACUCGCUACAUUGCCAGUUGAUGAGACUCCCCCAUAUGUUGUAGAUCAUGGCGAGACUGGUCCAGUGAGGUGUAACCGAUGUAAGGCCUACAUGUGCCCUUUUAUGCAAUAUAUUGAAGGUGGCCGUAGGUUCCAAUGUGGAUUCUGCAGUUGUGUCACUGAAGUACCAUCUCACUAUUUCCAACAUUUGGAUCACACUGGCAAAAGAGUGGACUAUUAUGAUCGUCCAGAACUGUCACUUGGUUCCUAUGAGUUUCUGGCAACUGUAGACUACUGUAAGAACAACAAAGUACCCAAUCCUCCUGCUUUCAUCUUUAUGAUCGAUGUAUCCUACAAUGCAAUGAAGAGUGGACUAGUUCAUCUACUCUGUGAAGAGUUAAAGACUCUAUUGGAUUAUCUUCCAAGGGAAGGAAAUGUAGAAGAAUCAGCAAUAAGGGUUGGUUUUGUGACCUACAACAAAGUGCUCCAUUUUUACAAUGUGAAGAGCUCAUUAGCACAACCACAAAUGAUGGUGGUGUCUGAUGUGGCAGACAUGUUCGUACCUUUACUUGAUGGAUUCCUGGUCAAUCUAAAUGAGUCGAGAACGGUAAUAAACAGUUUGUUGGAACAGAUUCCUGAGAUGUUUGCUGAUACCAGAGAAACUGAGACAGUUUUUGGCCCGGUCAUUCAGGCUGGUAUGGAAGCUCUUAAGGCAGCAGAAUGUGCUGGAAAAUUGUUCAUCUUCCACUCCUCCCUGCCUCUUGCUGAAGCGCCUGGAAAACUGAAGAAUCGAGAUGACAAGAAGCUUAUUAGCACAGACAAGGAAAAGAUUCUGUUCCAGCCUCAGACUAACUUUUACAAUAACCUGGCCAAGGAAUGUGUCACUCAAGGGUGCUGUGUGGAUCUCUUUCUGUUCCCUAAUCAGUAUAUUGAUGUGGCUACAUUAGGAUUGGUUUCCUACCAAACAGGAGGUUCAGUUUACAAGUAUACCUAUUUCCAGGCACAAACAGAUGGUGAACGAUUCCUAAAUGAUUUACACAGGGAUGUUCAAAAAGUGAUAGGAUUUGAUUCCGUGAUGAGAGUACGCACAAGCACAGGAAUUAGAGCAACUGAGUUCUAUGGCUCCUUCUACAUGAGUAACACAACUGACGUAGAAUUAGCUGCAUUAGACUGUGAUAAAACCAUCACUGUAGAGUUCAAACACGAUGACAAGUUGAGUGAAGAAUCUGGAGCUCUACUUCAGUGUGCUUUGCUGUACACUAGUUGCAGUGGACAAAGAAGAUUACGUAUACACAACGUAACCCUCAAUUGCUGUACUCAGCUUGCUGACCUGUACAGAAACUGUGAGACUGACACACUUAUCAACUACUUUGCUAAAUAUGCAUACCGUGGUGUGCUCAACAAUUCGACAAAGUCUGUACGAGACACCUUAAUUAACCAGAGUGCUCAAAUCCUGUCAUGCUACCGCAAGAAUUGUGCAAGUCCAUCAUCAGCUGGGCAGCUGAUCUUGCCAGAAUGUAUGAAGCUACUGCCUGUGUACCUGAACUGUGUCCUGAAGAGUGACGUGUUGCAGCCUGGAGCUGACGUAUCUACUGAUGAUCGGGCCUAUAUUCGUCAGCUUGUUACAUCCAUGGAUGUAGCAGAAACAAAUGUAUUCUUCUACCCACGGUUGUUGCCAGUGCACAAGAUGGAUGUUGAGAGUGAUGACUAUCCAGUUGCCAUUCGUUGCUCAGAAGAGCGUUUAUCAAAGGGUGGCAUCUACCUGCUGGAGAAUGGAUUGAGUCUCUUCCUGUGGGUGGGAAUGAACACUCAGCAUGAUCUGAUCCAUAGCAUCUUUAAUGUGCAGUCGUUUGGUCAGAUUGACUCUGGACUGAAUGCCCUGCCAAUGCUGGAUAAUCCUUAUUCUAAAAAGCUAAGGUCCAUGGUUGAUAUGAUUCGUGGUCAAAGGCCCAGGUUUAUGAAGCUCCUGAUAGUGAAGCAAGAAGACAAAAUGGAGUUACUCUUCAAACACUUUCUCAUGGAGGAUAAGAACCUAAACGGUGGAGCGUCGUAUGUGGACUUUCUGUGCCACAUGCACAAGGAGAUCCGGCAGCUACUCAGCUAAAUUACAUCAGCAGCGCUGUUUACUCUAACCCGCUGUUGGAACCCAACAUUCUCGAAGUGUAACCCAGGGGUCCUGUCUAUCAACAGCUGCCACAGAUGUGACAUGAGCACAUGGCUAACUUGUUAAUACUGAUGUAAUGUAAGGAAUUAAUAGAACAGUAUAAUGUAUAUGAUUUAGAAUCUUAUAUGAGAGCUAUCUUUUCAACACUGGUAUUGCUGUGUUCUUUGUGUAUGAGGAAGAGAGGAGAGGAAUGCACUGAGUGUGUUUUGAAUGUAUGAAAGGGAAAGCCCUAAUACACAAGCUUUCAAGUAAAAAAAAUUGAACAAAAUCCAGUUUGUGGCUUUGCUAACAUGGUUCGACUUUCUGGAAAUUAUUUUUAUAUACAUCUAAAGUAAUCAUUUCAUGUUGUACAACAGCCUUUUUUGUUCUGUCUGUUAAUUAGGUCUUUAAAUGUGAUUAGAUUUGUGAAUGAAAUAACCCUAAAUCUAUUCACCUUACUUGUGUGAAUGUUUGAUUUCUGUUGAUUAAAUUCCUUGGUCUACUUUACUCCCUUGCAGAUUCUUGGUGGACAGUAUGACUUUUAGGAAAGGGCACUGGGAAUGUUUUUUAAUUACUUACAAAUGUGUCAGUAUUUUUGUGUUUCAGAUUUUAAUAUACUACUGGGGAAGGGAGCAUGUAGCAAAGGAAAUGUCAAACUGCACUGUUCAUAGUCACUGAUGACCAUUUCACCCAACUCUUGUACCUUAGUUUACAGAGCCUUAGCAUUAGCCAGCUAAACACAUUCAAUCUAAGAAGGCAUGUUGUAAUUUAAUCCUUCCUUGUAUUAGCCUCAUGUCUUGAUUGUGUACUUAUAAUUGCAAGAAUUUGUGAUGGAAUUUAAUGGCAAUUCGUAAGGAAGGAAUACAUUACUAAUACUGUAACCAUUACAAAUGAUGUGGGCAGUGGUGAUCCACAUUUCAUUUCUGGUGAUUUUUUUCUUCCUCUUUUUCUCCUCCUCCCACCACUCCCCCCCCACCUUCCUGGAUAAAACUUUGUAUCUUCCAGUUCCUAUUUAUUGGAUUUCCAUGCUGAUUUUUGCAGCCUGCUGUAAAAGAAAAUGUGCUGUUGUAAACGGGACAUUAAUUUUUAAUGCAAUAAAUACAUUUCUUUUCAAAUGUC
This is a messenger RNA of Callorhinchus milii (elephant shark), 4848 nucleotides long. RefSeq names its product SEC24 homolog C, COPII coat complex component (gene sec24c). The transcript is spliced from 25 exons. Bases 178 to 3690 code for a protein of 1170 amino acids. Gene Ontology annotation, cellular component: endoplasmic reticulum exit site; COPII vesicle coat. The record is from RefSeq and is a predicted model, not a curated record. NCBI's taxonomy places the organism in Eukaryota, Metazoa, Chordata, Chondrichthyes, Chimaeriformes, Callorhinchidae. Gene Ontology annotation, biological process: endoplasmic reticulum to Golgi vesicle-mediated transport; intracellular protein transport; COPII-coated vesicle cargo loading. Gene Ontology annotation, molecular function: zinc ion binding; SNARE binding.